Messenger RNA from Paramisgurnus dabryanus, 4669 nucleotides. It is a transcript of the gene p2ry13, whose product is annotated as purinergic receptor P2Y13. Gene Ontology annotation, cellular component: membrane. Lineage: Eukaryota; Metazoa; Chordata; Actinopteri; Cypriniformes; Cobitidae. The record is from RefSeq and is a predicted model, not a curated record. Gene Ontology annotation, biological process: G protein-coupled receptor signaling pathway. Gene Ontology annotation, molecular function: G protein-coupled purinergic nucleotide receptor activity.
GGGCAUUCACAGUCCUGCACUUGGUUGUUUUUUUUACAAAGCAUCUGAAGUUUGCCAAUUAUCCGUGAUUUCUCUCAUGCAAGUUUUGUUUAUGACAAGAUCAUAAGGAGCAUGUGAUGUGCUAUACUGUCAUGCUAGUAAAUGAUCUCCCCUUCAGUACUAUACCUGCUUUCCUCAUACGCAUUGAUUUUGUACAAAUUCAUCGAUUUGUAAAGCUCCAUGUCCCUCAUUGGCCAGUUAAUCUGUAUGUUGUGAUUGGCCUGAAUACCUCUGACAUCAGCCGGAAAUGUGACGCUCCUUACCAUGUUUGAAAGAUUCGCUCACAAUGUAAUGCUAACAGGAGUUAACUUACAGGCUGAGCCUGAAGCAAUAGGAAUUAUGUUUAUGUCCAUUUUUUUACAUCACCAAUCCCAGGAAGUAAACUGUUGCCUACAAUCUGUGUGUUUGUUGUAGUCAAAGAAAAGAGAUUUACGUUGGAGACGAUAACUCGCGUCAGCAUUUACUUUGGGGUUUGAAUCUUUUGCAUAUCGUUAUCAUGUACUAAUACAUACUUUCACACCAAAGGAAAUAUAAUAUAUUGGAUCGGAUAAAUGGUGCUCUUUAACUAGAAACUGACAUUUACUAUAUGUAUAUACUUCACAUAUAUGCCCAUACGUGACAUUUUCCUCGGACUCGUCCUGGCCAGUACUACGAGUGUGUCCUCCAGAAGUCACAUUUGUAUAGUACAUAGUGUUAUACAAACCUAAACAUCAUAUCCCCCCCCAUACGCCACUGCCUAAAUUUAUAAUGUGCUGCUGAUUCUGUAUAUUAAAUUCAUUUUCUCAGAAUUUUUUCUUCAAGGGUAGACAGGAAGAGUAAAAGAUGAUUACUGCAUUGACCUGACAAUCUUAAGAGAGAGAGAGAGAGAGAGACAUAGAGAGUAUGUGCGUGUGUGCGUUUGUAGAGAGAAAAAUUGACUGAGGAUAAAGCUGCAGGAAGGAGUUAAGACAUUUAUCCACUCGUGUUUGAGCAGUGGACAAGAGUCUCAGAGCCGACAUGGAGAUGAACGGCAGUCAGGCGAACACUUCUCUCAAGUGCGAGCGCGACACGAGCAUCACCUCCAUCCUCUUCCCCUGCCUCUAUGCAGCUUUGUUUCUGUUUGCUAUUGUGCUGAACUCUCUGGCCGCCUGGAUCUUCUUCCAAAUUCGCAGCAGCUCAACGUUUAUCGUGUACCUGAAGAACGUGGUGGUUGCAGACCUGUUGAUGACCCUUACCUUGCCUGUGAAGGUUCUGACCGAUGCCGGGUUGGGCUCCUGGCAUCUCCGGGCCUUUUAUUGCCGUUACUCGGCGGUCCUCUUUUAUACCACCAUGUACAUCGGCAUCCUUCUGCUGGGACUCAUCAGCUUGGAUCGCUACCAAAAGAUUGUGCAUCCGUUCGGGAAGAGCUGUCUCCAGAAAGUCAGGGUGGGUCGGGUCCUCUGUGCGGUUAUCUGGGUGGUUAUGUUAUUGUUGGCUCUGCCCAAUGUUUUCCUGAGUAACCGCGUACCUCAGAUCCCGCCGGGCACUCUACUGCGGUGCACCAGAAUGAAGGGCGAGGUGGGACUCAUGUGGCAUGAAGGCUUUAACUACUUCUGCCAGGUGGUGUUUUGGGGCACGUUGUCACUCAUGGUCAUAUGCUACACAUUCAUCAGCAGAAAAGUGUUUGAGUCGUACCGAAGUUCACACAGCAACAGAGGAGCGGCCAGCAAUCAAACCACAUCCAAGGUGUUUGUUGUAGUGGGAGUUUUCUUCAUAAGCUUUGCUCCUUUCCACCUGGCCCGAAUCCCCUACACCCUCAGUCAAACCCGAAACACAUCUGCCCUGUGUUGGGCCAAAGACCAGCUGUAUUGGGCCAAAGAGAUCACACUCUGGAUGUCGUCCUCAAACGUGUGUCUGGAUCCUCUUAUUUAUGUUUUUCUGUGUCGAGUCUUCCGGAGAAAACUCACCGCCACACUGAGCCGUCGUCCCGAGCCACAUGGACUGAGCUCUGUGACCGAAUCAAGCACAAGGAGAGAGAGGCCCAUCCUGUCUCCUCCUGAUGUCAGUAAGGAUGUGUGUUGUCCAUAACAUCCUUCUCUUACUGUAUGUGCUUUCUGUACAUCAUAAGACUCAAAAUUAAAGUCAUAUAUUAUCAUUUAAUGACUCUACGUAAGAAACCUGUUCUUCUCAAGAAAGCAUCCUGCAAACACAGUGACUGUCACAGAACCUUACAAGAUGCAUCACAGAGAUGCUAAAAAAAGGUUAAAAACAAAACAUUGCUAAAGCCUUGAAUGUUCAUCAUUUUUUCUAAGACAAUAAAAUCUGUGAGGUUUGGUGAGAGGUCAGAACAGUGUCCGUCAUUCAUCGAAUGAACGUAGAAACCAGCAUACAUCUGAGCGAAAAGAUCCAUUUACACCAACGCUCAAGUGUGAUUCACGACCACUUCUGUCACACGAAUGAAUGGGUGUUGGUAAAUGUAAUGGCUGAACGAAAAUCGUAAUUUGAAUAUUACACCCAUUUAAACAAGCCUGCCCCCUAGAGUUUAGGUCUUGUAAUUUUUUAAUAAUAAGUUAUUAACAUAAUUACUAUUUAAUGUAUUUAAGGUUUUUUAUGAGCUGAACUCAACGAUCUAAAACUUUUUCUAUGUACACAAAAGGCCUAUUUCUCUCAAAUAAUGUUGGUUAUGGCACAGAUGUGCCUUAAGGCCGUUUCACAAGGUACGCGGCAACCGCGAGUGUUUAGUUCUUUUUCAAUAGGAGACGUGCGGAAAGCGGCAAAACGGGGGCGGUUACAGAGGUGAAGCGGAGUUGGUCCACACGCCUUGCUCGUGCACCCAAAAUCCUAUUCCUUCUCCAGACAUGGUACUUCAUGACAGGCGCCGUUGAAGAUAAACAUAUUUGCACUAAAUGCUGCACAAAACGCUUCCAAUACAAGAGAAAAGCUGAAGCCGCGCGACGAUUUUGCCGCUUACCGCGUACCGUGUGAAACGGCCAUUAGGCUGAAGACAAUAAAAGGCCAAUGAGUUUUAUCAUACAGCACAAUUAGACAACCAGAGAUGUCACAAGUUUUGAGGGAGCGUGCAAUUGGCAUGUUUACUGCAGGAAUGUCGACCAAAGUUGUUGCCAGUGAAUUGAAUGUUCAUUUCUCUACCAUAAGCCAAAUGAGUGCCAGUGAAUUCAAGUGAAAAUUAAGUGUAUGUACAGUACUGUAAAAUGUUGUACUGUGUACUGUCAUGACUCUCUUUCUGAAAAAAAAACCCCCACAUGAAUAAAGAAAACAUCUGUAGGAUAUUCUCGAAAAUGUAAUAAUGAUAGUCACAACAUUACAGCAUUUUAUGGGAACCUAAUUUUACAUACCGUAUUUGUGACAGGCAGAUUAAUGUUUGGUUUCUUAUCUAGAAAUGCAGCAGUUGUCUUCUCAUCCAGUAAUCGUCAAUGUCAUCCAGUUCCUGUGUGUGCGUGUGUGCGAGACAGUGUCCUCUACAGUUAUGAUACAUAUGAUAUACACACUUAGAACUGUGUUAAAAACAACACAUGCAGUGUUAGUUUAGGGACGACACACUAAAUGCUUUGUCCCAGAAUAAACACAUUAUGUGUUGUUAUUAUUGAAACUAUUUUUUAUUUUGUGUUAUUUUAACACAACUUCUGUUUUAUUUUCACACACAAUCAACACAAAAUGACAUACCUGUAAUGUGUUAAAAUGACACACAAUGCCUUAAAUAGCAUAACACAAAAAUGUGUUAAAAAAGGAACACAUCUUUUCUUAGAGUGUAUAACCCUUUAGAGUGUAUAACUGUUCAGUUUUUUUGUGUUUGAGCAUUUAAGCCCUGUUUGUUUUGUUGUUGUUUUUUUAUUGUGCACACUUUUUCGUAUUUUUUCAAUAUUGAAAAGGCAACAUUUCAUUUCAAUGAUGCAUGUUAAAAUACAUACCAGUACAUUUAAAGGAGCUGUAUGUAGUGUUUCUACUUAAACUAAUCACUUUUCAAUUGCCUGUGUGUGAAGGGGUUGUAAUCUCACAUUAAAAUGAUCCACUUUGUGGGUUUUGCUAUUACCUGUGAAAAUAAAUAUUAUUUUUAUGUGAAAGUACCGGGUCGGAUUUGUCCGAUUUUUAAAAGUCUUUAAACUCGUACAGUCUGACAUUGAUGGAAACUGAGAUCAUACAGUGUGACAUGGACUUAACUACGAUCUUGAUCGCACAGUGUAGCAAGCAACAAUCCUAAAGGACUAUUUAAAACAGCACAGUAUAUACCGGGCUUGCCUGUUAUACUAAUAUUGUUCAGUGUAGUUCACUUACCGUUUUCGUUAUCUUACCGUAAAUUUAUGUAACACCACAUUACAUAGGAUAAAUGCAGUCAAUUAAACGUUGCAGUGGGAGUUUACCUGAGUUUCCAGCAUGUUGUGUGGUGCUUUCUCCGGUGUGUUGCAUCUCAGUCUGGCCGUCCCUCAUGAGUUCGAGCACGCGCUUAUAAACUUAUUGGUUGCAAUCUGAAACAUCAGCGCUAGAGGCCACUGAAAACUACAUACAGCCCCUUUAAUAUUUUCUGAAAAUAAAAAAAUGUCAAAAUGAUGUUUCAUCUUUUUUUGCACAGAGGUCUAUUGAAAUGUUUGUCUAAUAAAAUGUGGUUUUGGGUCACUCUUGCCCAGACAAAUGUUGUCUUACAAUAAAGCAUCCA